UUCUCUUCUCUCUUCUAUAUGCCUGCAGGCAUUUGUUCUUGUUCCUGAAUCUCCCAAAAAAACCCACCCACCCGCCCCCCGGUACGCUCCCCAUUCAUUCAUUCAUUCUUGGCAGCAGCAGCAGCAGCAGCUAGCCGUGUGUGUGGGAGAGAGAAAAUGUUCCAUACAAAGAAGCCGGCCUCAGCUAUGAAUUCGCAUGAGAGGCCCAUGUCAUGUGUUCAAGGAGAUUCCGGCCUUGUCCUCACCACUGAUCCUAAGCCCCGCCUCAGAUGGACUGUUGAGCUUCAUGAGCGUUUUGUUGAUGCUGUAACCCAGCUUGGUGGACCUGACAAGGCCACCCCAAAGACAAUCAUGAGAGUUAUGGGAGUCAAGGGUCUCACUCUUUAUCAUCUCAAGAGCCAUCUUCAGAAAUUCAGGCUCGGAAAGCAGCCCCACAAGGAGUUCAGUGAUCACCCGAUAAAAGAUGGUGAGAGAGCUUCAACUUUAGAACUUCAACGAAGUAGUUCCGCUUCAUCUUCGGGGAUGAUUGGUCGCAGCAUGAACGAGAUGCAAAUGGAAGUGCAGAGAAGACUUCACGAACAGUUAGAGGUACAAAGACACCUUCAGUUGAGGAUUGAGGCACAAGGAAAGUACAUGCAAACUAUUCUGGAGAAAGCUUGUCAAACACUGGCCGGGGAAAAUAUGGCCUCUGCAGCAGCAGCAGGGAGCUAUAACAAGGGUGGAAAUCAAGCGGGGGGAGGAGUGGUGGACAUUAAGGAAUUUGGUCCCCCUCUCAGUUUUCCAUCUCUCCAAGACCUCAACAUAUACGGAUCAGGUGAGCAACUUGAACUUCAACAGGGCGGCAUGGUGGUGGACAGAUCACCGUCGCUGGACGGAUUCAUGUCAAACAACAACGACACCCAACUGUGCCACCUGGGCAAGAAGAGGCCUACGCCGCCUAGCCCUUAUGGCGGAGGAAGUGGCAAGAGCCCCGCAGCGGCAGCCAGCUUGAUGUGGUCUGAUCAUCAUCAUCAUCAUCACGAUCUCCGCCUGCAAGAACUAGGAUCAGCAGCAGCAUCCUGUCUCGGUAAUUCCCAAGACCAUCAUCAUCAUCACGAUGCUUUCAAAGGCGAUCACCACCACCAAAUUCAGAUGAAUAAUGCACCUUCAGGAGCAGGAGUACUGUCACUUGAGAGAAGCAAUGUGGACGUCGUGAUUGAUUCUUUGUCGGACAGUACCUGUAGUAAUAUGUACGAGACAAAGCCAUUGAUAAGCGGUAGUUGUGGAGCAGAUGGUGGUAUGGUAUUGGGGGGUACUGAUCAAAAGAAUGCAUCCUCCAAGCUCGAAAGGCCCUCUCCUCGAAGAGCCUCUACUACUGCAACUACUCCUCCUCCAUCGUCAUCCAGUGAUCAUAGGAUGAAUGCAGUGCAGAUUGGUACAGCUGCUGCCGGUGCCAUGUCCCAGGCACGAAACUCUCCGUUCGGAUGAUCUAUCGUAAGGACGGAUUUACCAUAGAGAUCGAUAUGCAUGAUUAAUGAUGCUUCAUACGAGUCUUUAAUUUAGGGGUAAGAUGGAUAUUUAGGGUUUCGGGUCUUAAUUAAGGAAUCACGCAAAUUACCUGUGAAUUCAUUUUGGUGACCAUAUAUAUAUAUUUAUGCAUUAAUUCCAGCAUGAUUUGACGUAUCCUGAAUAUAUGUAUCUCCGGUUUUGUUUCCAAAA
Molecule: messenger RNA, 1698 nt
Organism: Coffea arabica (coffee)
Lineage: Eukaryota; Viridiplantae; Streptophyta; Magnoliopsida; Gentianales; Rubiaceae
Product: myb family transcription factor IPN2
Molecular function (GO): DNA binding; DNA-binding transcription factor activity
Source: RefSeq, a predicted model, not a curated record